AUGAGUGAAUGUUUGAAAUAUCAAAAACCAAAUGAAAAAUGCAUGGAAUAUGCAAUUAUUUCACACAACAUUGAUUUUGUUACAUUCUUGAUGAAUGAGUACAAUAUGGAAAUCGAUUUAGAUUAUUGCGGAUGGUAUAAUAAUCUUGAAUCCUUUUUAG
Messenger RNA from Trichomonas vaginalis G3, 160 nucleotides. Its product is annotated as protein ubiquitination. The annotation marks the transcript as partial. The transcript has a single exon. Lineage: Eukaryota; Parabasalia; Trichomonadida; Trichomonadidae. The record is from RefSeq and is a predicted model, not a curated record.